AUGGAUUUAAAAAACACACAACCAUCAUUUCCUCAUCCUCUUCCUCUUGAAUCCAACAUGAACACUGAUCAUAUCGAAUGGGUAUAUGGUAGUCAUGCUCCUGGAAUCCGAAAAGCAAUGAAAAUUCUUGAAGCUCAAUUUUCACAUUCGAAUGCAUCGUCAUCAUCAUCGGUUCAUAAUAAUGAGGAUGUCAUUAACAUUUACAAUAACAACAUGAUGAUGAAUAUUUAUAACGAUGUUUAUCGUCCUAAUCUCCUUGUCGCAAGAUCAUCACAAUCACAUGAGCCAUCAUUGGAUCAGGCAGUUGUUGCUUUUGCUGAUGGUGAUGAUUAUGUUGGGGUUCAUUUCAAGAAGAAGAAUCUUAAUGAUGGUAGAAUCCAUAGCCUACCACAUAAGAAAUAUGGACCAUACACAUGUCCAAAGUGCUACCAAGUGUUGGCUACUUCGCAAAAAUUUGCUUCUCAUGUGACGUCGAAUCACUACAAGUUUGAUAGUGCAGAGGAGAGAAGAAAGAGAUACAUGUUUAGGGCCAGGAAGAAACCAAGUCUCCAGAUUUGCAAGAUUGAUAAUGGACAAACUACUUUUGUUCAUGUUGUUUCAUCUAUUGAUCAACCACCUCUUGCUUCUACUGUCAAUAAUGAUGAUCAAAAUCAAAGUUCUCCUUCAGUGCUUCCUCUUAAUGGAGUUAAACUCGAAUUGGAUCUUGUAGAUGGUUAA
Molecule: messenger RNA, 717 nt
Organism: Lathyrus sativus (Indian pea)
Lineage: Eukaryota; Viridiplantae; Streptophyta; Magnoliopsida; Fabales; Fabaceae
Source: the annotation of a GenBank genome assembly